Molecule: messenger RNA, 946 nt
Organism: Hibiscus syriacus
Lineage: Eukaryota; Viridiplantae; Streptophyta; Magnoliopsida; Malvales; Malvaceae
Product: ectonucleotide pyrophosphatase/phosphodiesterase family member 1-like
Exons: 1
Coding region: 21-815 (264 amino acids)
Cellular component (GO): vacuole
Source: RefSeq, a predicted model, not a curated record
AUUGCCCUGGAAAGUUGUGCAUGAAAUAUAAUGGUUCUGUUCCCUUUGAGGAUAGAGUGGAUACUACUUUAAGUUAUUUUGAUUUGCCUAGUAGGGAGAUUCCUGCGUUUAUGACUUUGUAUUUUGAGGAUCCUGAUCAUCAGGGUCAUAAGGUUGGACCCGAUGAUCCCCAGAUCACUGAGGCUGUUGCUAGAAUUGAUAGAAUGAUCGGGCGAUUGAUUUCUGGUUUAGAAAAUAGAGGGAUUUUUGAGGAUGUUACUAUAAUUAUGGUUGGAGACCAUGGAAUGGUCGGUACAUGUGAUAAAAAACUGAUAUUCCUUGAGGAUUUGGCGCCGUGGAUUGAAAUUCCGGCCGAGUGGGUUCUGUCUUAUAGUCCGGUGCUUUCUAUUCGUCCACCUCCAAGUUAUGUCCCAUCAGAUGUUGCUGCAAAGAUGAACGAAGGACUGGAAUCGGGGAAGGUUGAGAAUGGGAAACAUUUGAAGGUUUAUCUAAAGGAGGACUUACCUAGUCGGCUACAUUAUGCUGCAAGUGACCGUAUUCCUCCCAUAAUCGGGCUGAUUGAGGAGAGCUUUAAGGUGGAGCAGAAAAGGACUAAGCCAAAAGAGUGUGGAGGAUCACAUGGAUAUGACAAGGCAAUUUUCUCAAUGAGGAGCAUUUUUAUUGGUCAUGGUCCUCAAUUUGCCAGGGGGAAGAAGGUGCCAUCUUUUGAGAAUGUUCAGAUAUAUAAUUUGGUAACUUCAAUUCUCAAUAUACAUGGUGCUCCCAAUAACGGAUCUUCAACAUUUCCGGCUUCUAUUCUUUUGCCUAGACAGUAAUAAUUAUCUCCGAUGCACGUUUCGAGUGAUCUUAGCUGCUGAAAUAUACUGUAAAAGUUGGCAAGAUGAUAACUUCAUUGCCAAAAUGACUACCUGUUUAUCCAUGAGUCAUACAUAAUGAGAGAGUGCAG